Molecule: messenger RNA, 1185 nt
Organism: Zymoseptoria tritici IPO323
Lineage: Eukaryota; Fungi; Ascomycota; Dothideomycetes; Mycosphaerellales; Mycosphaerellaceae
Exons: 1
Coding region: 1-1185 (394 amino acids)
Biological process (GO): protein import into peroxisome matrix
Cellular component (GO): peroxisomal membrane
Molecular function (GO): zinc ion binding
Source: RefSeq, a predicted model, not a curated record
AUGUCGGAUCACAUCUCAGACCGCGGAAGGUCACCGCCGACCUCGUCGGAUCCGACGCAGAACUUCAACUACCCCUACGCUGCCGCUCCGGACAUCAUUCGCUCGAAUCAAAAGGACGCCUACUUCCAAUCAGUACUUCUCACCCAGCUCUCGUCUGUGAUCCGGUCUCUCUACGGGACAAGAGCGGAGCACAAAUGGACGAAUGAGGCCUCCGUCUUCACGGAACUGCUCUACCUCUCCUUGACAACACUCAUCGGCAAUCGCACACUCGGGGAGGAAUACUGUGAUCUCGUCCAAAUAUCGGUGCCUGAGCACUCUCUUCCGUCCCUCCUCCGCCGUUCUGGCUACAUAAUUUCCUCGGUUCUCCUCCCCUACCUCCUUGCCCACUUCCUCCCAGCCCUACGUCGCCGGCUUCGCGCCAAGCUCGAGGUCAAACUCCGCAAGGCUCAUCAUCGCCGAGUCUCAUCUCCUUCGCGGAUGAAAGCACCACCGACCAAGCGUGCCCAGUUCCAAGACUACCUCCUCAAACACCUCGAUACCCUCACCUCGCCGGCUCCGGUCUACGCCGUCAGCCUCGCCGUGUUCUACUUCUCCGGAGCCUACUACCAACUUUCGAAGCGCCUCUUCGGUCUCCGCUAUGUCUUCACGCGGAAAUUGACCGAAUCCGAUCAACGUGCGGGCUACGAAGUUCUGGGCUUCCUACUCGUCGUGCAGAUGGUCGUGCAAGGCUACCUGCAUAUCAAUAGCACCUACCAACAAGUCCAGACCGACCAGUCUUCCAGUCUGACCGGCAGCGCCAUCGACGAGGACGGCGAAACCGCCACGGAAAACGCUUUUGCGACACCUCUUCUCUUCGAACCUGCGCCGGCUUCACUCCGCGGCAAUGACCCCGAAGUAAUCAAACGCCGCGUUGCACAGGUCACGCACACGCCGCUAGUGACGGACGGCAAGGGCAAAGCUUCGCAUCGGGAGGACUUGUCGAAUGAAGAGGUCAUGCAGUGGAUCCCAACGGAGCAACAGAGGAAGUGCACAUUGUGCCUGGAGCCGAUGAAGGAUCCGAGUAUUACGACGUGUGGGCAUUGUUUCUGCUGGACUUGUGUGACGGAGUGGUUGAGGGAACAGCCUAUGUGUCCUUUGUGUAGGCAGCCGGCGGCUGUGCAGCACGUUUUGCCUUUGAGAGGGUGA